Molecule: messenger RNA, 693 nt
Organism: Lachancea fermentati
Lineage: Eukaryota; Fungi; Ascomycota; Saccharomycetes; Saccharomycetales; Saccharomycetaceae
Source: the annotation of a GenBank genome assembly
AUGUCCACUGCGAUCACGUCGCUUACACCAUCCCAGGUUAACGAUGAACUGAACAAGAUGCAAGCCUUCAUCAAGAAGGAAGCUGAAGAAAAGUCGAAAGAGAUCCAAUUGAAGGCUGACCAAGAGUACGAAAUUGAAAAGACUGGAAUUGUGCGUAACGAGACCAGCAACAUCGACUCUGCCAUGGAGGCUAAAAUGAAGAAGGCAGCACUCAAGCAGCAAAUUACCAAGUCUACGAUUGCGAACAAGAUGAGAUUAAAGGUUUUGUCAACCAGAGAGCAGGUUCUCGACGACAUUUUCGAAUCCGCGAGCAAGGAACUUAAAAAGAUUUCCUCGGACAAGAAAAAGUACAAACCCGUGUUGCACUCUGUGAUCCUCGAGUCGUUGUUGAGACUUUUGGAGCCAGUCGCUGUUGUUAAGGUCAGAGAGCAAGAUCUUUCUCUUGCCAAGUCCAUCAAAGACGACAUCAUCAAGGAGUACAAGGAAAAGUCAGGCAAGGACGUGACUUUGGAGUUCUCAUCUGAGUACUUGAACAAGGGCUCUGCUGGUGGUGCUAUCGUCACUAACGAGAACGGCAGAAUUGAAGUCGACAACACUUUGGAAGAAAGAUUGAAGUUGUUGAAUGAGGAGGCUCUUCCAGCCAUCAGACUAGAGUUGUUUGGUAUUUCUGAGACCAGAAAAUUCUUCGACUAG